GGGAGCUUCUGAUAAUAAUAAUAAAGAUAUCCAUUAAGUAUCAUUUUGUAUUAUAUACUUUUGCAUGUCAUACUUAUUUCAUCCUUACAGUCACCCUGUGAGGUAAGUGAAUUUAUCUCCAGAUAUUGCUAGUUAGAAUUGAUAGACAACAAAACAAAACAAAAAGAAACUAGUAAUUUAAAUAAGGUCUACAAAUGGUUAAAGUAUAUUAAAUGAGGAGUUCAAACAAAAAAUUUUUUUGCUGGAAAUAACCAGAUAACUGGUAUUGUAUUUUAGUUUGAUUUUUUUUUUUUGGGGGGGGGCAAGGGUGAGGGUUGGAUAAAUUAUUAAUUCAUUUCUUUACGGAUCUGACUGCACUGAAAACAACUGUAUCCAUGACAAGGAAAAUGCAGAUGAUAGGGAAAAGCUUUCAUUCCAAACUCUGGGAAAUACUCAUUUCUACUUAAGGAGAUAGACUGGGUUGGUAUAUAAGCCAUGAGCAACCCUUUCUCCCAGCUCCUGAGCAACCUCUGCAUAAUUCUGGGAUGGCCGCACUUAUCAUGCAUUGCAAUUCAGUUUACUGUCUGCCUCUCAAGCUGAAGAGCAAGUCCCUGGGAUAUAGUGGACAUGUUAAACUAAUUGUGUUUCUUGAAUAUAAAACUCUUUGAAAUUUGAAAAUGAUUAUGAAUUUUGACUAUCACCUUUUUUUUUAUGUUAAAAUACUAGAUAUAUUGCCAGAACAAAUCAAUUAUCAGCUACAUGACACUGAUUUUCAAGAACCUCCUUAUGGCCAGUGUUCUACUGUCCAGUUUCCUCCAGCUCUACAGUCUCAAUCUUUACAAAGUCAUUUCAACACUUAUCGCUUGGAUCCACAGUUCAAUGGUGGAGAGUAUGGACUUGUUUCCUGUGAAUUAAAUAAAUCCACUUAUGUGGUUGCCCAUGAUGCUGAAGAUGGUUACCUUGGAAUAAAAAGGUCCAGAAUAUCUCAUUCUUCUAUUCGAAUUAAGGGACAGGAAGAACUCUGUGUAGUUUGUGGUGAUAAAGCGUCAGGAUAUCAUUAUAAUGCCCUUACUUGUGAAGGUUGCAAAGGGUUUUUCCGACGUAGCAUCACCAAAAAUGCAGUAUAUAAUUGCAAGAAUGGUGGUCACUGUGAAAUGGACAUGUACAUGCGUAGAAAAUGUCAAGAGUGUAGACUAAAAAAGUGUAAGGCAGUAGGAAUGUUGGAAGAAUGUUUGCUUACAGAAAUCCAAUGCAAAUCAAAGAGGCUUCGAAAGAACUUUAAACAGAAGAAUAACAGUUUUUGCUCUAACAUCAAAGUGAAAGAGGAAGGGAUUCAGGAGAGCGUGGAACUAACACAAGAGGAAAAUCAGCUCAUUAAUAACAUUGUGGCUGCUCAUCAAAAAUACAAAGUUCCUUUAGAAGAAACACAAAGCUUUCUGCAGGAAUAUGCAAAUCCUGAACUGAGCUUUUUGCAACUCUCCAAGACAGUUAUCCUACAAAUAAAAAUGUUCAUGGAUUUUACCAAGGGACUUCCAGGGUUUGAAAAUUUGACCAGUGAGGAUCAGACUGCAUUACGGAAGGGAUCAAAAACUGAAGUGAUGUUCCUUCAUGCGGCCCAAAUUUACAGUCAGAAAGAAUGUCUUUCACCAGCUUCUGAAAGUACUAUGAAAAUAUCAAAUCACUCAGCUCGUUCACUGAAUUGUCACAAACAGAGUGGUGAUAGAAGUGUUAUUUAUUCUAUGGAAACAUUUUGCAGUGAAGACUGUCCUUCUACUAUGCUGACUGAAGAAUGA
Messenger RNA from Camelus dromedarius (Arabian camel), 1772 nucleotides. RefSeq names its product bile acid receptor. Gene Ontology annotation, biological process: negative regulation of inflammatory response; cell differentiation; bile acid signaling pathway. Gene Ontology annotation, molecular function: zinc ion binding; nuclear receptor activity; RNA polymerase II cis-regulatory region sequence-specific DNA binding. The transcript has 8 exons. The record is from RefSeq and is a predicted model, not a curated record. Lineage: Eukaryota; Metazoa; Chordata; Mammalia; Artiodactyla; Camelidae. Bases 657 to 1772 code for a protein of 371 amino acids.